Molecule: messenger RNA, 2724 nt
Organism: Agrilus planipennis (emerald ash borer)
Lineage: Eukaryota; Metazoa; Arthropoda; Insecta; Coleoptera; Buprestidae
Product: beclin 1-associated autophagy-related key regulator
Exons: 8
Coding region: 39-1454 (471 amino acids)
Biological process (GO): autophagosome assembly; mitophagy; cellular response to starvation
Cellular component (GO): mitochondria-associated endoplasmic reticulum membrane contact site; autophagosome; phosphatidylinositol 3-kinase complex, class III
Source: RefSeq, a predicted model, not a curated record
ACAAUUGUAUAACAAAACAAUUGAAAACAAAUAUUGUUAUGGCGACUACAAAUUCAGACGACAGCACAUCAGUUCCUAAAGAUUUUCAGCUGUCUUCGUCCUUAGACAGUGGCAGCCGCAUCAGUCCUAAUUAUUAUAGGUGCCAGUUAUGUAACAAUUAUAGGAAAGUUUUUUACUGCAAGGAGUGUGUGCAUAACGGAGAUAUUUAUAAAAGUAGUUCUCAGUGUCCAGAAAGGUAUGCCGACAAGCAAAUAAAGUUAUUACAACUUAAAGCAGCAAGAAAAGCGGUCGAAGAUAAUUGUUUAGAUAAGUUAGAAAGGAAACAAAAAAUCGACGUUUUGGGAUCCAAAAUUAGACAAUCAAGAGAUAGAAUUGAAAUUUUGAGGCUCUCUUUGAAAGAUAGAAGAGAAAAACAAAAAACUUAUAAAGCAAAAAUAAUCGAAAUAAUUGGUAAAAAUGAAAAGUUGACAAAAAGCUUGCCAAAGUAUGAAGAAAGAGUGGAGAAGUUGGGCUUAUAUGUGGCAUCUAGAAGAGAAGACAAUCAAAGAUUAAAAGAUAAAAUAUUAAAUGAACAAGCUCAAUUGCAAAAUGUUGUCAAAACAAGAAUUCAACAACUUGUUCAGUACAUUUUUCCCAUUUCAAUUGUACUUCCUAAAAUAGAAAUUGAAUCUGGAGAGGUGGAUAUGGUCACUGCUCUAGCUGAAGCUACCAGAACAACAUAUAUCAGCAACCAGUGGGUUUAUAAUGACAAUUCUGGAGAACUACAGUAUUGCAUAGUUGCACCCACAUUACCUGGCUCAGGAAAUUAUUCUUCAUAUAAUAUUUGGGUUGCUCAAAAUAAAGAUGCUGUUCCUGGAAGUAGUUCUACAAUUGCAGUUGACCAUAAUCCAGCAUAUAGCAUAAGUGCUGCUCUAACAUAUACUGCACAGCUGAUCAGCAUUAUAGCAUUUUAUUUAGAUGUUCGACUGCCCUACAGGAUGUCUUACAGUGAUUUUUGUAGUAGUGAUAUGCCUGAGCAACAAUUCUCUCGAAGGGUAGCAAGACUUAAUGCAAAUAUAUUGCACUUGUGUUUCACACAAAACACCAGUUUAAACUCUUUGCAUCCCACCAGGACUUUACAUAACAUACUACAAUUAUUAGAUACUAAUAUAACUGAUCUAGGCAGAAGAGGGCCCAUAGAGGCUGAUACUCAAAUGGCGCUCGACUUGGAGGACCAAAUAGCUAACGAUCUGCAAACCAGUGAAGAUUCUGAUUCAGAAGAGGGUGAUAGUUUUCCUUGUGAAUGGGAAGCUGUACCCCAUAUUCAGUGUCCUGAGGUACCAGCAGGUCCGGUCAAUCUCCCGCUUCCCACGCAAAUGACGAGUACACAACAAGCGUCUAGUGUAGCAGGUGGUCUUGUUACCAGUGCUGCUAAUAGUAUAGUAUCAAUAUGGAAGGGUUGGACAGGCAGGUAGUUUUUUCUAUAUUUUAAAAACCGCCCUCGAUAGGUGACUAUUUAUUAUCAUGUUUGAAAACAGACAUUUAAAGUAUUUUGCCCUUGUUUCAAAAGUCACUUUUCAUUUGAAGAUCAUUCAAAUUAAAAUUUAAAACUUUAUACACAUCAGUGCAGUUGGUUUUACAAAUGUAUUUAUAUAACGCGGGUGGCUCUUAAUUAAAAUUGCACAUUAUAAUAUUGUAAUAUGAGAAUUUAUCGAAUUGUCAAAAUGAAAAAGUUAUAACUCGUUGAUAGAGUGCAUUAUUUUAUCUAUUUGACGUUGUUAAAGUAGUUGUACCUGUUGUAAAAGUUUAAUGCUUAGCGUGAUAAGAAAUAAAGUAUGUAUAUUUUUCAAUUCAAUUUUACGAAAUGCUUUGGUAGAGUUUUAGGAGCGUUUUUCUAAUGAAAAUAAUCCAUACAUUAAAAUGUUUGUUCAUAUUAUAUUUCGUUUAAAUAGUUAAUCUCAUCGGUGGCCAUUUCGUCUAUUAUUAAAUCUAAUUAGAAUUAAAAAAAAAACAUUCUUAAAACUAUUUUGAUAGCAACUGCCACUGCCUUCUAAAUUGGUAAACGGUUUUUCAAUUUAAGUCUGAAGCGAGCGUGUAAAAAAUAGUACAGUGUACCAAGAUUAUGUUGAACUUUAAUGCUAAAUUUAAUCUUUUUAAAAAUAUUAAAGUAUUACACGUUUUCAAAACUAAAUAAGUAAAUAUAAGGGAAACAAUUUUAUACAAAAUAGUGGUAGGAUUUGUUUUGAAUUGAACGUAUCUGUAAAUAACAGAUAAGACACAUAAAGAAUACGUUUACUUAGCAGAAUAUGUGUAAUUACAUAGGUGAACAUUUUUAUAAUUUACAACCACAUGAAAAAAACGUUCUUUUAAACUCAAAAACAGUUUGCCUUUAUAAUAUCAAUUUAAUUUGAUUUUUCUAGUUAUUUAAAUUUUGUACAAAAACUUUCUUUUAUUUAUAUCUGAGCCCCUUAAUAACAAACAAAAUCUGCUCAAAAAUCUAAAAUUUAGUUAAGAAUAGUAUUUAUAGCCACAUUACAUACAAAUUACAUAACAAUAAAUAUUAUCAAGAUUAUAUUUCUACAAAUUUUGUAACAUAGAUAUUAAGCGUAUUUCAACAUUGAAUAUAUAAGAAUUUAAUGUUAUAAGCAUGUAGAUGCAAUUAUUACUUUAAAACAAUUUGUGAUACUAAAGGGUUAAGUUAUAAUUUUGUACAGCUUGUACUUUCAGUAAAAAUUCGUAGAAUCA